CACUUCAGCUUCCGCCUUUUGCACAGUCACAUGUGGCGCCCGUUUAGGUUCACUUCCGCGUUUGAACAGAAACCAUUAAAUCCUUUUGAAUAAUGCAAGCGUUUUAACGCGAAUAUAGUCAGAAGCUUGUUUAUUCAAUGUGUGUUUAUCGAUACCACCGGAUAUUUCGACGUAAUGCCGUUAAGUAUUGUUUAAAGACAUAAGUGCGACAGUUUGGGAAAGAGAAGAUCCCCAGGCUGGGUGGACACAACUAGACAGCUAAUUAAGACCUUUACUUGUAUUUAUCUACAGUAAACACGGUCAUAGGAAUUCUGAAAGGUGUCACCUGUGAAAGUCAUGAUGCUGUCUCUGAGAAUAAUCACUCCUCUUUUCGUACUUCUUGCUGGAGUGCAAGCUGAGUUCCUCACAAAAAACUGCAAGCUGAUUUCAGGGAGCGAUUCUGAGCAAAAUGCGCUCAAUUUACUGGAGCCUCUCACCAAUCAAAACUUCACCGCAGAAAGACCGGGGGAGGGAUAUUUGUAUAUUUUUCAGGUGUGUGGAGAUGCUGGCGGAAUGAAGGAUGCAGGUCUUGUGCAGCAAGAAAAAAAAGAUGGAAAGCUGGUUCGAAUUGGGAACUACAACCAAACACGAGCUAUUAGAGGAAGUGACUGGGUUCUGCUCUUCUAUGAGGGGGGAGAUAAAUAUGACAGCCACUGUUCACAAGAGCCAAGAAGAGCCAUGAUUAUGAUUUCAUGCAGUACGAGUGCUAAGAAUGCAUUUUCAGUGGUUUUGGAGGACAAUCAGAAGGAGCAGGACUGUUAUUACCUGUUUGAGCUGGACUCCAAUGCAGUCUGUCCUGUAAUCCCAUCCAAACUCAGUGCCGGCUCCAUAAUCCUUAUUAUUGUGUUCUGCUGCCUGGCUGUGUAUCUUACUGGUGGAUUCCUCUAUCAGCGACUGGUAGUUGGAGCCAAGGGAGUUGAACAGUUCCCUAACUAUGCCUUUUGGUCAGAGAUUGGCAACUUAUCUGCUGACGGAUGCAAUUUUGUCUGUCGUUCCCGUGGCAACAGAGAAGAAGCGCCCACAUAUAGAGGCGUGGGUACUGAACCUCUUGGGGAAGAGCAAGAGGAAAGGGAUGACCAUUUACUUCCCAUGUGACCAAAUCACAUCAACCAAUGAGAAGAGGCUGGACAGUUAUUACGGUUUUGGAACCCAAAGAGAGAUGUUCAGUUCAGAAGGCGUGUUUCUAGUUCAGAAGUGCUGCUGUUUUUUGUUUUUUUUACUACCCAAUAGCACUUAAUCUCUAUCCCUUAAAAUGUUGAUUUGGUGUUUGUUAAAUGUUAAAGUUUGCUAACUAGUUUUCAAAAAUCCAAAACCCACAAAUAUAUUUGAUCAUUUGAUACUUAUGACAAGAUAUCAUCGACAUGCAACACUGCCCGUGUUUUCUCUAUAGGAAGUAAAAGACAUCAACGCUGCUCGACUGAUUUACUUGUAGUUUGGUACAAGUGCUUAAUUUGUUUAGAAUGGUUAAAUCAACUUUUACUUGGAGUAUGAACCCAUGUUUGAUGAAACUUAAAUUAAUUUUUAAGCUUAUGCUCCACCAACUCAAUCAAUUAAAUGUUUAAAAAGUUUUUCUUAUUUCCAGAUUUUCAAAAAAAAUUCACUAAUAUCGAUUAUUUGAAAAAUUGGACUCAUUCCCAAUUCCAAAUUAGCUAUUUGUUGUGAAAUAUUGUGUUAGUAUAAAGAAGUUACAAGGAUCUGAUGAGGCCUACCUCUUCAGCCUGUUACAGCCUGUAUGUGAUGUUUCUGAAUGAUGUUAUUAAUGCUAUCAUAAAGGUUAUUAAUACAUUUGAAGAAAAGUAUGCCUUCUAGAAGAUAAAAAGGUUUUCUGUGAGAGACCCAUUUGUGGCACAUUAUUGUUGAUAACAAUUAACAGUUGAAGUGAAACAACAUGAAAGGGAAUGUGUUUCCGUUUGGUUGGUUUUCUUUUCACUUUGGCUGCUCGAUAUUGCAAAUGUUUAUGAUACUUAGACUGUGAUCUAUUUCAUACAGUAUAAAUAACUGUAAAUCCUCACUGGAAACCACGGCAAAAUUCCAGACUAUGUUUUCCUUUCACCACUUUUGUUUAAGUACUGUUUGUUUGAAUGCAUUGAAGCUUUUUUGUUUUUUAGUGGAGUCAUAUAUUUCCCCUAAACAUAACCAUGUUCUUGAGGAGCCAAGAUCGUGAAUGAGCUUAAACACUCCUGUUUUUGAGGUAUAUAGAUCAUAGCCUUACAACUAUUUGCAGAAUCAGGAGGAAGAGAGCUGAUGGUUAUCAACCCAAGCCAUACAAGGUGCUGUGAAGUUUUGGUCUGUGUAUAAAAGCUAGAGGCUCCUUGAAAAGCACUUCUAAUCAUCAGAUCGAAAAUGCUGGUUUAGCUUCUGCUUUAACAACUAGAGUCCAAAUUAAUAGCAGAAAGAUAUAUGAUGCAUUGAUUUGGCUUGGUUCUGAUGUACUGUACUUCAGGCCUGUGCAAAGAGGGGACUUCACUGUCCUUGCUACUGCUUUAUUCUUUACCAUUUUAGUGUGAAAAUAUAAAUUUUGUUUGCUUUGGAAUUGUUGAGGAGAAAGUGUGAAUAAAGUGUUUGAUUACUGGUGGG
Sinocyclocheilus anshuiensis is the source of this 2616-nucleotide messenger RNA. Its product is annotated as cation-dependent mannose-6-phosphate receptor-like. Gene Ontology annotation, cellular component: endosome; Golgi apparatus; trans-Golgi network. The transcript has 7 exons. Bases 337 to 1134 code for a protein of 265 amino acids. The record is from RefSeq and is a predicted model, not a curated record. NCBI's taxonomy places the organism in Eukaryota, Metazoa, Chordata, Actinopteri, Cypriniformes, Cyprinidae. Gene Ontology annotation, molecular function: protein domain specific binding. Gene Ontology annotation, biological process: protein targeting to lysosome.